Molecule: messenger RNA, 972 nt
Organism: Iphiclides podalirius (scarce swallowtail)
Lineage: Eukaryota; Metazoa; Arthropoda; Insecta; Lepidoptera; Papilionidae
Source: the annotation of a GenBank genome assembly
AUGCACACAUUGUUCGACCAUCACGAGGAUGGGUGUCCAUGGUACUUCUUCGAUAGUUCUUACAAAAUACUACUGGGCGCGUGUCUCAUUGUUUUUGGCGUGUUUGGGGUGCUGCUAAAUGGCUGGCUUUUUGCCACGUUCAUCCACAGUCACCUGCUAAUUUCUAAGAGCCAUAUACUCAUUCUCAAUCUAUGUUCGGCAUCGCUGGGCCGAAAUCUUCUCGGUUUCCCAUUUUCGGGAUCAUCGGCUAUAGCUAAAAGAUGGAUAUUUGGUUCUGCGUGCUGUCAGUUAUUCGCAUUUUUAAAUCAGUUUUUCGGAAUAUUCCAAAUUACUGCACUAUUCGCUUUAGUAUUGGAGAGAUAUUUAUUAGCAAGGCGUAAUAGAAGAGAGAAAACUUUGUACUUUAGAUUUUACUGGAUCGCCGUCGGCGUCUGUUGGAUCAAUUCUGUGAUAUUUGCUACGCCACCUUUAUUCGGAUACGGGGUUUAUUCGUGCGAUUCCACCGGUACAAUUUGUUCCCUUCUGUGGCCCUCGUUAUCUUCCGGCGCAAAACAAUUGGGAUAUUGCAUACCGUAUGUUAUUUGGUGCGGCAUUGUUCCAUUAAUAUCAAUAUUCCAUUUUAUGGGAAAAACCGUACGAUUGGAGAAAAUUUACUAUAGAAAUGAGCAGUUGAGGGAAGAAAAGCGACUGACGAAGAGCAUUCAUAUAGUUUGCGUAGCAACAUUGACGCUGUGGAUUCCUGCUGGUGUGCUAGUUGGUUGGCAGUGGAUAUCGCUCCUUAUUUACGGCUACAGACCGCACAUACCGCCAACUCUCACACUAUUGGCGCCAAUUGCUUCCGAGGCGGCAACUAGCAUACCAGUAUUAUGUUAUCUGUCUGGAGAUGAGAGGCUGCGGGCCGCAUUGUUAGGACGCAUGCGCAAGCACUACGGUCUCCUUCGACCAGAUCGUGCUCAGCGAUACAUCAGAACA